ACCGUGACAGCAUAGUCAAAACAACGAAAGGUGAUGCUAGCGUUUCGCAGCCGCGAUUAAAAUGUCUGGUUUGUAACGAUCGCCAGGGCAAACGUCAGAUAUUUCUCAUCUUAAUGCCAUGAUUGUGUCGGACCAUGAGUUUGGCUGCAUUUUAAUCGGUAUACAAGAGAAAAAACUGAUCACAACAACAUCUUUGUCGCUACCGGUUUGCUAACGACAGGUGUCGGUACAGUAGUCAAACCCGUGUGAGACGGUUUACUCAAAGCAGGUAUCUGGGUUCCCGGGAGAGGCCGGUGCUCACCGAAGACACGGGGAACAGGAUCGGUAAGCAGGGGGGAGCGGCCACCGCAGAGCCCGUGGAGAAGAUGUCCAGCAGUCCGGAGAAAAGCUCUUCGGCACAGGAGCUCAAGGAGCAGGGCAACCGUCUGUUCCUCAGCCGCAAAUACCAGGAGGCCGCAACCUGCUACAGCAAAGCCAUUAAUCGGAAUCCCUCAGUGGCCGUGUACUACACUAACAGAGCGCUAUGCUUCGUGAAGCUACAGCAGCAUGACAAGGCAUUAGCCGAUUGUAAACAUGCCCUCGAGCUUGACAGCCAAUCAGUGAAGGCGCACUUUUUCCUGGGCCAAUGUCAGCUAGAGCUGGAGAACUAUGAAGAGGCCAUUGGCAACUUGCAGAGAGCCUGUAACCUGGCGAAGGAACAACGUCUGAAUUUUGGGGACGAUAUUCCAAGUGCUCUUCGCAUCGCCAAGAAGAAACGCUGGAACAGCAUAGAAGAGAAGCGAAUCAACCAAGAAAACGAGCUGCACGCUUAUCUCACCAAACUCAUCCUGGCCGAGAAAGAGAGAGAAACGGAGGACUCCAGAUUGAAAGAAUCAGAGGAUAGUCAGAGUGGAAGCGAGAUUAUCAAAAUCAAAUCUAAACACGAUAAAUAUUUGAUGGACAUGGAUGAGCUUUUCUCUCAAUCAGAUGAAAAGAGGAAGAAGCGAGAGAUCCCAGACUACUUGUGUGGAAAGAUCAGUUUUGAGCUGAUGAGAGAACCCUGCAUUACGCCCAGCGGCAUAACCUACGACCGCAAGGACAUAGAGGAGCAUCUACAGCGUGUCGGUCAUUUUGACCCGGUUACCCGCAGCUCACUGACACAAGAUCAGCUGAUACCCAAUCUGGCCAUGAAGGAAGUGAUCGAUGCUUUCAUCCAGGAGAACGGCUGGGUGGAGGACUACUAAACACACACACACACACACACACACACACACACACACACACACACACACACACACACACACACAUAUACAUACACACUCGAGCGGACUGCAGCAGAGUUCCCCGAUACACAGAAUGAAUGAACCCCCCCCGUAUGUUCAUGCACUUUAAUCAAAGGAGCUUUGCUGUGGAAUAUCUUGCCUUCAGAGUCACAUCGUCCUCUGUGUCUGUCUCUCUUUCGGAUCAUACUACCGGUCUCUCCGAUGUGAUUUAACUUGGAAUGACAAUGCAGUAGCUGUGAAGAAUAUUACCCAUGCUGUCAUCUUGCCUUAAAGGGAUAGUUCACCAUCAUUUACUUGCCCUCAUGUUGUUCCAGGCCUCUGUAUUAUUUUCUUUCAUUUGUGAAAUGAAAAAGGAGAUCUUUGACAGAAUGACCAAACUUCUGCUUUUCAUUUAAAGGGAUAGUUCACCCAAAAAUGAAUAUUCUGUCAUCAUUUACUCAUCCUCAUGUCGCUCCAAACCUGUAUGCAUUUCAUUUUCAGUGUUUUUCUUGUCCAUACAGUAAAAGUGAAUUGGUCCAAUGUUAUUUUGGACCCCCAUUGACUUUCAUUGUAUGCACAGAAACAGUCGAAACCUUCUUCAAAACAUCUUUUGUGUUCUGGGGAAGAAAGUCAUGCAGGUUUGGAGCAACAUAAAUUUGACAGAAUUUUCAUUUUUGGGUGAACUGUUCCUUUAAGAAAAGGUGGUAUAUACAAAAAUGACACAAUGACCAUAAAAGUGGCUCAUACAACUUGUACUCUACAUGUCAAGUCUUCUGAAACCAUACAGUAGCUUUGUGUGAGGACAGACUGAACAUCCCAAGCCAAAGUGUCAUCGUUUGAACAUCAGACCUGGCGUGCAACGGCAGAGGGGAGAUUUUCAGUGAAUUACUAUUCAAAUUUCAGUCUAGCUAUCAUAUGGAUUCAGAAGAUUUUAAAUAAAGCAUACACAUCAUAUGAAGUAACUUUUAUGGUGUUUAUUAUGCUCAGACAUUAUGCUAAGUAUUGUUGGAACAACAUGGUGGUGAGUAAAUUAUGAUGGAAUUUUCAUUUUUGGGUGGACUAUCCCUUUAACAGGCAGGUUCAAUUAUUCCUUUACAUAGAUUUUUGUUCAGAUGUUCGACAAAGUGAGUCUAAAACAUUAGCGAAUGUUGGCUGUCACUGAGAUAAUAGUUAAACAGUUGAAUAAUCCGAUUAAAGCAGAAGACAAUGCUGUAAUCAUUAUUGAAUGUGAAAUGAAAACAUAAUAAAUGAGAUGCUCGUUAAGAAGAGGAAACAUGUCAGCCUUACGCGUGUGUGUGAGAGUGUGUGAGAGUGUGUGUGUGAGAGAGAGAGAGAGAGAGAGAGAGAGAGAGAGUGUGUGUGAGAGAGAGAGUGUGUGUGAGAGAGAGAGAGUGUGUGUGAGAGAGAGAGAGUGUGUGAGAGAGUGUGUGUGUGUGUGUGUGUGUGUGAGAGAGAGA
This is a messenger RNA of Xyrauchen texanus (razorback sucker), 2698 nucleotides long. Its product is annotated as E3 ubiquitin-protein ligase CHIP-like. The transcript is spliced from 8 exons. Gene Ontology annotation, molecular function: protein-folding chaperone binding; ubiquitin protein ligase activity. Gene Ontology annotation, cellular component: cytoplasm; Z disc. The record is from RefSeq and is a predicted model, not a curated record. Gene Ontology annotation, biological process: proteasome-mediated ubiquitin-dependent protein catabolic process; protein quality control for misfolded or incompletely synthesized proteins; positive regulation of proteolysis. NCBI's taxonomy places the organism in Eukaryota, Metazoa, Chordata, Actinopteri, Cypriniformes, Catostomidae. Bases 366 to 1223 code for a protein of 285 amino acids.